This is a messenger RNA of Cyphellophora europaea CBS 101466, 2586 nucleotides long. RefSeq lists its product as uncharacterized. Gene Ontology annotation, cellular component: nucleus. The record is from RefSeq and is a predicted model, not a curated record. The transcript has a single exon. NCBI's taxonomy places the organism in Eukaryota, Fungi, Ascomycota, Eurotiomycetes, Chaetothyriales, Cyphellophoraceae. Gene Ontology annotation, molecular function: DNA binding. Bases 1 to 2586 code for a protein of 861 amino acids.
AUGCCUUCCAAGCUACGUGAGAAAAGCCCUGAGCGGCGCCGCGAGCGAAAAGAGUCUUCUAAAGAUGACAAGGAGAAGCGCCACCGGCACAAGACGCACUCCUCCCGCAAGUCUUCGUCCAAAGAGAAAUCGACCUCGCGAACGUCGUUGAAUUCAGACGGCUCCCAAAGACGUUCAUCCAUGCCCGAAGCCAUCUCAGAGGCAGAAGAGAAGCCGAUACCCAAGUCCGAGUCCAAGUCGAGCCUUCCUUACCCCUCAUUUUCCAAACUGCACAGUAAGGAGGCCAUUGGACCCAGGCCACCGAACGGUAUCUUUACACCCACAGCCACAGAUUUGGAUGCGUCGAAAGAAAAAUUAUCACAGCCUAGAUCGGCUGCCGGGACUCGUGGCCCUCCCAGCCCUCCACUCACCGAUCAGACUGCGGGCAGGAAAACAUCAAAGGUCAAGCCUGUGAGGGUGGAGACAAUCGAUGAAGAGGACAAGAAAGAGUCCAGCGACAGGGACAGCAAGAUCCGGAUCAGAUUACAGCCAAAGUCGUCACGCUCCAACGGCCACUUGCGCAGCUCCUCCGAUCUAGGAUCCACUGGUUCGCCCACCAAAACGAAGGAGGCGACAACGUCACCGCUGAAGCCCAGAGAGUUGGAUGGUGGCGUGAAGCGUUCUGUCAGCCAACCUACCAGAAAGAAAACCCCAGAGCCCGAUAGAACAUCCCCCGACGAUGUUGGUAGCAGCUCGGACGGCACCUCAAUCGCACCAGUUCAACCCAAUAUUCAACGUCCAGGUUCGAGAAUACCGCCGGGUGCUGGUCAUGAUGGUGUGCGAUCUCACGUCACCUCGCUCAAUGAUGCGCAAUCUCGAGGCACAACACCGCUCGAAGUGUUUGGAUCCCCCCAUUCUUCGGCAUAUCCAGCCUCAGCUGCCCCGCCUCCGCCUCCACCGCCACCAGUUGUGUCCGUGCCGCGUGUCGACUACCUUCUUCAGCAUGGCGGUCUGCAUUACACCGUCCCAAAGAAUUUACUUCUUUCUGGAAAGCCAAUGGCAAUUCAGCAAGCCAUGACCCCGAGUCAAGAGCCGGUUGUGGUCGCCAAUCUUUUCGAACCGUAUCACCAGCUGCUCGAUGAUUUUGACCGAGUCAUCAGCAAGAAUGGCUCUCUGGCGGUUGCGACAGGCUACAAGUCCGUUGCACGGCGAUUGCUAGAUCGCCUGGAAGCCGUUUUUGCGCGAGACAUCUCCAACGAAUUCUGUCAAUGCUGUAUGUGCGCGGAAGAACAUCAACAAGGCGAAGAUGUCCGGGGCGUCAGCUGGGGUGAAAUACUCGAACUCGUCGCUGGUCGACAGGAAUUGCCCAUCUGGCCUCCCUUCUCCCUUGUCGGCGCGCCUGUGGGCCUCGGUAUUGCUGCAGAGCCACACGCCCCGAUGCAAAAGCUCGAUAUCGAUGUGCCAGAGGAGUAUCGCGAGCAUUACAUACGACAGUCGCGAAAGACCAAACAAUCAGUGGACAAGUGGUUAAACCGGCAGAAUGACGCGCCAACUAGUCCGCCGGAAGAAUUCGACGAUGAGACUCUGACAUUUGCCAUGCUCACCCAUCUACCUGUGGAACAGCGUCAGCUCUACAAGAACCUCUUGUGUAUUGUCGAUCGGCCGCUCGAGCCUCCGCGCCGCGCGCCGUCUCCCGAGAAAGGCGCUCCACCCGAACCAGUGCCAACACCCGCACCACGCGAGCGACCAGCGCAUAUUGUCCUGGUUGGUGAAGCUAUUCAACGACUCUACCGGCUCCACUCGCCGCCGCGCGAUCCCGAGACUGCCAUUUUCAUGCUCAACAAUCCUCAGCUGCACAAUGCGCUCGCGACGCUUGCAGCGGUGUCCAACGAUGAAUGGGAAAUUCUCAUCUCGGGCCGCUUUGAUGGAUUCCUGCGGUCUGGGGCCGACGAUGCUCCUGCACCUGACAUGCCACUCCGCAAACCACUGUCGCGUGGUGCGACCCCUGCACAAGGGCGAAUGAGCGCCAGCGGCUUCCAACAUGCGCGGCCCAACAGUACUGGCCCAGGAUAUGGUCGAUCAGCCACGCCCGGCACAGCCACACGCGGAGCCCCGAUUGCCUUUGACGAAGAAACGGAAAUCGCCACGCUUGCGGAGAUCGAACGGGAUAUCUAUCAGGGUAUGGAAGUUUUAGAAGACGCGUUUGAGCAGUUGCAUGUCAAGGCAGAAGCCGUGCGCCGUGCACUUGCGGAGCGGGCUGCCGGCCUAUCAGCUGCUUCACACCGUCGGCGCGGGUCGGCUGCUGGAGGAGUGGAGGUGCGGAUGGGCACACCGGGAAGCGGGCUUGGAGUUGGUUUUGACGGAUUGCGCGGUCCGUAUGGGGGUGGCGUCGGUACGGGGAUGUGGGAGUCGGAGACAGACGAUGGCUUAGGGGAUUGGGACGGGGUCAGCGAGCUGGCACCCGACGACAGCGCGAGCAACAUUAGCAGCUCGAGAAGACGGAGACCGAAGCGGAGAGACGAGCGGGCCAAGGCGCGAAGGACGCCCAUGAUCGAGGAAGAGGAUGCCGAGAGUGAGGGGACAGAGAGUCCGACUAAAGGGUUUUGA